ACAUCAUGUGUGACGUGAUCGAUUCUGUUGUUCAGAAACAGGUAUUGAAUAUCAAGCAGAGGUAUGUUCACCAAAAGAAAAGUUCUCAUCAUUUCUGGAUUGUUAAUAGGUGGAAUUAUUUCAUGGGUGAUUAUACCCAACAGUGUUAUAAGGGUAAUGAUUAAUAAACAAAUGAUUGGCAUGAAUUUGUUAACAGAACAUGCAUCUGUCUAUAAGCAGUUGUCUCAAAAUCAGCCGGCUGCACCGGUGCAAGCGACUACCGUGGAGGUACCUUCACCUGGCCAAUAUGGUUUGUCCGAUAAAAUGAAAUCAAUCCGUCAAGACUGUGGUGACCUGUGUAAUACAUCAAGAAAAGGGUCACCAGGACCAUAUUUUGAUCAUAUCAACGCAACAAUUAAUUGCCAUGCAAUAUUAAGGAAUGAAUUUGUAGACCGUGGUCACGGACUACCUCGUGCACCGGAAACAAUUCCGAAAGAACUAAUGAAUGAGUUUACUAUGAAUAAUCGUAUACCAGUUAAAAAGUGGUAUAUCAGUAACAUAUAUUUAGGUAAAAAAGCAGCAAGUCCUGUGUGGACAAAUAAAACUAUUGAAGACUGGAUAAUUCUAGCAAAAGAAGGUAAAUUAAAGGGAAAUUACGGUGUAGGAGAAACAAAUGCUCUUAGAGAUGGAUUAAAACAUGCACCAGGGAUUAAAGACGGUAGGGUUUUGGUAAUAGGUUCAGAAAUCCCAUGGGUUGAGGCAUGCGUACUUGAAGCAGGAGCACGUGAAGUAGUGACAUUAGAGUAUGGCAGUAUCAAAUCAGAACACCCAAAAGUGAAAACUAUGAUUCCUCUUGAUUUUCGUAUGCGUUAUCUUAACAACACUUUAGGAUUAUUUGAUGGUAUCGUUACAUUUAGUUCUAUAGAACACUCGGGAUUAGGGAGAUAUGGGGACGCAUUGAAUCCGUGGGGUGACAUUAUUGCCAUAGCACGAGCAUGGUGUGUAACAAAACCUGGAGGCUCACUUACAAUAGGUGUGCAGUAUAAUUAUGACCAUGAAUAUCUUCAUUUUAAUGCUCACAGAUGGUAUGGUAAAAUAAGAUAUCCAUACUUAACUACUAAUUGGAAACAAUUCUAUAGAGGCACAGGCAGUCAACGCGUCCAUGUUUUCACGAAAUAAAAACAUGAAAAGGAAACUUCGAAAGUUUGCAGAUGAAAAGAACGAAAACAAACCAUGUGCAAUAAAAAGGAACAACUCGGAUAGAUAAUUCAACCCCAAAAACAUGGGCACAUUUAAAAACUAAAGAUGAGGUGCUCUAAAAGGGUAAGCAGUUCCACAACUUUUCAGCAAUACGGAUUUGAUAACUUAGAUUUAUAUUUUAAUUGCCAUUACCGUCCUCAAUUUUCAUUAGAUACGAUUAAUGUACUAACAGUGAUGUUUGAUAGAGUUACUAUGCAAAGAAGAAAGCUUUCGAAAUUAAAAUAAAUAAAAUGUUAAAAUAGAA
This is a messenger RNA of Mytilus californianus (California mussel), 1483 nucleotides long. RefSeq lists its product as uncharacterized. The record is from RefSeq and is a predicted model, not a curated record. The coding region runs from base 64 to 1158 and encodes 364 amino acids. Lineage: Eukaryota; Metazoa; Mollusca; Bivalvia; Mytilida; Mytilidae. The transcript is spliced from 2 exons.